This is a messenger RNA of Rhinopithecus roxellana (golden snub-nosed monkey), 7284 nucleotides long. RefSeq names its product sushi, nidogen and EGF like domains 1 (gene SNED1). Lineage: Eukaryota; Metazoa; Chordata; Mammalia; Primates; Cercopithecidae. Gene Ontology annotation, cellular component: plasma membrane; protein-containing complex. The coding region runs from base 223 to 4824 and encodes 1533 amino acids. The record is from RefSeq and is a predicted model, not a curated record. The transcript is spliced from 31 exons. Gene Ontology annotation, biological process: establishment or maintenance of epithelial cell apical/basal polarity; cell-matrix adhesion; heterophilic cell-cell adhesion. Gene Ontology annotation, molecular function: protein binding; calcium ion binding.
CGGUCCCGCCCGGCGCUUUCCUCCGCGGAGCUGCGGAGAGAGCGCGGCCCGGCUGAACGGGCGCGGGACGCGGAGCCCCCGACGGUGCGGCCAGUGUGCGCGCCAGCGCUCCCCGCACCCCGCACCCCGCACCCCGCCUGGCCCUGCCGGCCACCCCCGCGCGCAGCCUCGUCCCCCAGCGCCCUGCUCCGCCCGCGCCCCGUCCCGCCCGCACACCCCGCGAUGCAGCUCGGCGUCGCCUGGCCGCUGCUGGUGGCCGCGGCCCUGGGGCUCGGGGCGCGCGGGGUGCGCGGCGCGGUGGCUCUUGCCGACUUCUACCCGUUCGGCGCCGAGCGCGGCGACGCCGUCACCCCCAAGCAGGACGACGGCGGCUCGGGGCUGCGGCCGCUCUCGGUGCCCUUUCCGUUCUUCGGCGCCGAGCACUCCGGACUCUACGUGAACAACAACGGAAUCAUCUCCUUCCUGAAGGAGGUUUCUCAGUUCACCCCAGUGGCCUUCCCCAUUGCCAAGGACCGCUGCGUGGUGGCAGCCUUCUGGGCAGAUGUGGACAACCGGCGUGCAGGCGAUGUGUACUACCGGGAGGCCACCGACCCAGCCACGCUGCGCCGAGCCACGGAGGAUGUCAGACACUACUUCCCCGAGCUCCUGGACUUCAAUGCCACCUGGGUUUUUGUUGCCACCUGGUACCGAGUGACCUUCUUUGGAGGCAGUUCCUCAUCCCCUGUCAACACAUUCCAGACUGUGCUCAUCACAGACGGCAAGCUCUCCUUCACCAUCUUCAACUAUGAGUCCAUCGUGUGGACCACAGGCACACACGCCAGCAGCGGGGGCAACGCCACUGGCCUGGGGGGCAUUGCAGCCCAGGCUGGCUUCAAUGCGGGCGAUGGGCAGCGCUACUUCAGUAUCCCCGGCUCGCGCACGGCAGACAUGGCCGAGGUGGAGACCACCACCAACGUGGGUGUGCCCGGGCGCUGGGCGUUCAGAAUCGAUGAUGCCCAGGUGCGCGUGGGGGGCUGCGGCCAUACAACCUCCGUGUGCCUGACCCUGCGCCCCUGCCUCAACGGUGGCAAGUGCAUCGACGACUGUGUCACGGGCAACCCCUCCUACACCUGCUCGUGCCUCUCAGGCUUCACGGGGCGGAGGUGCCACCUGGACGUGAACGAAUGUGCCUCCCAGCCCUGUCAGAACGGCGGGACCUGCACUCACGGCAUCAACAGCUUCCGCUGCCAGUGCCCGGCCGGCUUUGGGGGACCCACCUGUGAGACAGCCCAAUCCCCCUGUGACACCAGAGAGUGUCAAAAUGGUGGCCAGUGCCAGGUGGAGAACGGCUCUGCGGUGUGUGUGUGCCAGGUUGGAUACACUGGAGCAGCUUGCGAGACGGAUGUGGACGACUGCAGCCCUGACCCCUGCCUGAAUGGAGGCUCUUGUGUUGACCUAGUGGGGAAUUACACCUGCUUGUGUGCAGAGCCCUUCAAGGGACUUCACUGUGAGACAGCUACAGUCCUGGACAGAAUGCAUGGAGUAGCUCUCAGAGGACUCUGUAAAGUCAGUAGUAGCAGGUGGAUUGGGGAAGAAGACCAAGCUUUGAAGUGCCACCAAACCAGUGGUGACCACCCAGUGCCCGACGCCUGCCUCUCAGCCCCUUGCCACAAUGGGGGCACCUGUGUGGAUGCGGACCAGGGCUACGUGUGCGAGUGCCCCGAAGGCUUCAUGGGCCUGGACUGCAGGCAGAGAGUCCCCAAUGACUGUGAGUGCCGUAACGGAGGCAGAUGCCUGGGCGCCAACACCACCCUCUGCCAGUGCCCCCCGGGAUUCUUUGGGCUUCUCUGUGAAUUUGAAAUCACAGCCAUGCCCUGCAACAUGAACACACAGUGCCCAGACGGCGGCUACUGCAUGGAGCACGGUGGGAGCUACCUCUGUGUCUGCCACACUGACCACAAUGCCAGCCACUCCCUGCCAUCACCCUGCGACUCAGACCCCUGCUUCAACGGAGGCUCCUGCGAUGCCCAUGACGACUCCUACAUCUGCGAGUGCCCGCGCGGUUUCCACGGCAAGCACUGCGAGAAAGCCCGGCCACACCUAUGCAGCUCUGGGCCCUGCCGGAACGGGGGCACGUGCAAGGAGGCAGGCGGCGAGUACCACUGCAGCUGCCCCUACCGCUUCACCGGGAGGCACUGUGAGAUCGGGAAGCCAGACUCAUGCGCCUCUGGCCCCUGUCACAACGGCGGCACCUGCUUCCACUACAUUGGCAAAUACAAAUGUGACUGUCCCCCAGGCUUCUCCGGGCGGCACUGCGAGAUAGGCCCUGGAGGCGCAGGAGGUGGAGCUGGGCGCAGGAGGCAGGAUGCCCCAUGCAGUCCCGAGCCUUCGGGGAAGACACAGUGGCCAGGACCCUCCUGCAUUCUGGCAGCCCCCUCCCCCUGCUUCCGGAGCCCAUGUGUGAAUGGGGGCACCUGCGAGGACCGAGGCACGGAUUUCUUCUGCCACUGCCAAGCAGGGUACAUGGGACGCCGGUGCCAGGCAGAGGUGGACUGCGGCCCCCCAGAGGAGGUGAAGCACGCCACACUGCGCUUCAAUGGCACGCGGCUGGGCGCGGUGGCCCUAUAUGCAUGUGACCGCGGCUACAGCCUGAGCGCCCCCAGCCGCAUCCGGGUCUGUCAGCCACAUGGUGUCUGGAGUGAGCCUCCCCAGUGCCUGGAAAUUGAUGAGUGCCGGUCUCAGCCGUGCCUGCAUGGGGGCUCUUGCCAGGACCACGUCGCUGGGUACCUGUGCCUCUGCAGCACAGGCUACGAGGGCGUCCACUGUGAGCUGGAGAGGGAUGAGUGCCGAGCUCACCUCUGCAGAAAUGGAGGCUCCUGCAGGAACCUCCCUGGGGCCUAUGUCUGCCAGUGCCCUGCAGGCUUCGUCGGAGUCCACUGUGAGACAGAGGUGGACGCCUGCGACUCCAGCCCCUGCCAGCACGGAGGCCGGUGUGAGAGUGGCGGCGGGGCCUACCUGUGCGUCUGCCCAGAGGGCUUCUUCGGCUACCACUGCGAGACAGCGAGUGACCCCUGCUUCUCCAGCCCCUGUGGGGGCCGUGGCUACUGCCUGGCCAGCAACGGCUCCCACAGCUGCACCUGCAAAGUGGGCUACACGGGCAAGGACUGUGCCAAAGAGCUCUUCCCACCGACGGCCCUCAAGAUGGAGAGAGUGGAGGAGAGUGGGGUCUCCAUCUCCUGGAACCCGCCCGAUGGCCCAGCCGCCAGGCAGAUGCUUGAUGGCUACGCGGUCACCUACGUCUCCUCUGAUGGCUCCUACCGCCGCACGGACUUUGUGGACAGGACCCGCUCCUCGCACCAGCUCCGGGCCCUGGCGGCCGGCAGGGCCUACAACAUCUCUGUCUUCUCAGUCAAGCGCAACACUAACAACAAGAAUGACAUCAGCAGGCCUGCCGUGCUACUGGCCCGCACGCGACCCCGCCCUGUGGAAGGCUUCGAGGUCACCAAUGUGACGGCCAGCACCAUCUCAGUGCAGUGGGCCCUGCACAGGAUCCACCAUGCCACCGUCAGUGGGGUCCGCGUGUCCAUCCGCCACCCUGAGGCCCUCAGAGACCAGGCCACUGAUGUGGAAAGGAGUGUGGACAGGUUCACCUUUGGGGCUCUGCUGCCUGGGAGGAGGUACACCAUCCAGCUGACCACCCUCAGUGGGCUCAGGGGAGAGGAGCACCCCACGGAGAGCCUGGCCACCGCGCCAACACACGUGUGGACCCGGCCCCUGCCUCCAGCAAACCUGACCGCCGCCCGAGUCACAGCCACCUCUGCCCACGUGGUCUGGGAUGCCCCGACUCCAGGCAGCUUGCUGGAGGCUUAUGUCAUCAAUGUGACCACCAGCCAGAGCACCAAGAGCCGCUAUGUCCCCAAUGGGAAGCUGGCAUCCUACACAGUGCGCGACCUGCUGCCGGGACGGCGGUACCAGCUCUCUGUGACAGCCGUGCAGGGUACGGAGCUCGGGCCACUGCACAGCGAGCCCGCCCACCUCUACAUCAUCACCUCCCCCAGGGAUGGCGCUGACAGACGCUGGCACCAGGGAGGACACCACCCUCGGGUGCUCAGGAACAGACCGCCCCCGGCGCGCCUGCCGGAGCUGCGCCUGCUGAAUGACCACAGCGUCCCCGAGACCCCCACCCAGCCCCCCAGGUUCUCAGAGCUUGUGGACGGCAGAGGAAGAGUGAGCGCCAGGUUCGGCAGCUCACCCAGCAAAGCAGCCACCGUGAGAUCGCAACCCACAGCCUCAGCGCAGCUCGAGCACACCGAGGAAGCCCCCAAGCAGGUCAGCCUGGCCCUCCAGCUCCCUGAACACGGCAACAAGGACCUCAGGAAAGUCCCUGGGAACUGUUCAGAAAACCUCUGUCAGAACGGAGGCACCUGUGUGCCGGGCGCGGACGCCCACAGCUGUGACUGCGGGCCAGGGUUCAAAGGCAGACGCUGCGAGCUCGCCUGUAUAAAGGUGUCCCGCCCCUGCACAAGGCUGUUCUCCGAGACAAAGUCUUUUCCAGUCUGGGAGGGAGGCGUCUGUCACCACGUGUAUAAAAGAGUCUACAGAGUCCACCAAGACAUCUGCUUCAAAGAGACCUGUGAAAGCACGAGCCUCAAGAACACCCCAAACAGGUGCCUCCGGGGAGCAGGCCCGUGCCGUGUCCUGCAUGGAGCCCACGGGGCGAUGGGGCAAGGGCGGCAGUGCUAUGGGAUGCUGCAGGCGGAGCCAGGCAGUCUGCUCACCCGGAUAGGCAGCCCCUGGCCAGCCACGUUCUGCUACGAAACUGUAUGUCCACAUAUGUGCAUGUGAGCGUACACAGAGGGGCCCAGCUGGGCAUGCCGGGUCCUGGGGGAGGCCACACGGUGGGUGCUGGGAGUCACUCUGGUUAUGCAUAUUCACACAGAACACGGUGCUACAAUUGGGAAGCACAGGGUGUAACUGACAGCCCCAAGAAUUUAAUGGCCAAUAUAGUGUGUCCCUGUUUACUUUUUAUUCACUCACACCCAGGUUCUUCCCCCAAAGGGUUCAAGGUAGUUACAAGAAUUACUCCUGUUUGGGGUUUACUGAAAGAAGUACCUGAGAAUAUUAUAUGCUUUAGAAACCACAGAGUCGAAACCUGUCAUCGUCCUCCUAGGCCAAUGAGCAGCCACGCGUAUUUGUUUGGCAUUACCAAGUGUCAGGGUGGGGCCGUAGCCUGCAGCUCACCAGCUGUGCUGCUCAGCCUGCGCCCGUCUCCCGGCUCUUCCCUGGGGUAGCCUUGGCUUGCUUUCUCCCACGUCCGUCCUUCUCUCUCUCUCUGACUCACAUCCAGCCAGGUUUCUAGCCUUGUCACUCCCAAACUACUGCCUCAAGCCAGGCGGGCGCACACAAACUAAAAUGCUAAUCUCCACGGCGGUGUCUGCACUAAUGAUACCCCCCACCCUGGAAUGUAUGUGAGCUAAGACAGGACUUCAGCAGGCACCUGGCUGAGGUAGCUGGAGGGUGCAAAGUACAGUCUUUUCUUCAUUAAACAGCUUUUCUCUGAUUAUUUCAGGAAACAAAGUAAGAGUCAGACACUGGAGAAAUCUUAAGGUACGUCCCUGCUGCUCCCGCGCCACUACCACAGAGCUGCUGGGAAGUGGGGGGCGAGUGCCCAGCCCUGGGGAUCUCAGAGCGCCGCUGCCUACUUACUAAGCACUGCUAAAGGAAGCUGGGUCCUGUGCUGCUGCGUUACAGACUCCUGGGCAGGAAGCUUUCAGCAUUUCCCAAGGGGAAAAAGACAUGCAGCUGCUCUAGCCACUGACAAAUACAUCUUCAGGUGGAAAGGAGGCUCUCUGUGGAGAGGGGCAAAUCCCACUCUUUCUCAAGGGAAAUGUGGCCAAGAAACCCCUCGAUCAGCUGCAGUGGGAGGAAGAGGCAGGAGGGUGGGCACUUGGAGAGGCUGGAAGACCACCUGGCACCUGGGAGGAGGGGCCACGGGCAGUGGGAGGGCCUGGGCUGCUGAGAAAUUCCCGGGGUUCCAGGACAGAGCUAAGACAGUGCCUCCCAGAGCUUGUGAAUGGCAUUCUGUCAGAACUAAAAAUGGGGCAGGGGCCUUGAUCACUUAAUAUUUAGAAAGUCUCAAAGACUGUCUGUCACUAGGAAACUCAUCGCUGCCACUAGACUCAUGGGUGUUCAUAAAUCCUGAAAUGAAAGAAACUCUAACUCUCUUUUUUGAUUAAGCUAGCAUUUCCCAAACUCUUUUGGCAACCAAACCCCCAUCCUGCCCCUGCCUCCUGCUGCUGCAUCUUCAACAACACUGGUAUUCUUCACAAUGGUUUGCAGAAGACUGGGAUAGACCAUAGAAAGCCAUCUACAACCUGUUUGUUAUCAGUUUCAUACUGACUACAGUUUCUUAUCAACAUGUCACUGUGCAUGAAAGAUGAAUUUCUGGUUGGCCUAGGACAGCUUUGCUACUCCCGCCCCUUAAAUGAGCCUUCACAGUUCCUCUUCCUGGUGGUACAGAUGAGAGUGAGACACCCUUGGGUAACAAGCCACUUCAAAACAGGUCUCUAUGUUUUGUUAUAUGCCUAAAAAAAUAAGGAGAAAUGUGAUUCGGAAACCUUUAAAAACAAACAGAAGCAAAAGAGCUUUUCAGGUAAAGGCUCACACACCAAAGGAAAAGUGUCCACGCCACCUGGGGGGAAGGCCUGGGCCGGAGUCCACAGAUGGCCGAACUUGAGCUCUGAGUUGGCCAUGACAGAGCACAUGCAUCUGCCUCUUCGGAUGUGGAAAGUCUCUCCGUAAGAGAGCGACUGGCAGUGUUCACUUCCUGCUGACUCAAAGAAAUCACUUCCUGCCCCCACCUCACCCUCCCAAGACACACACACUAAACACACUCCAGGCUUGUAAGCAAUUUUACUACAGCCAAGCAUCACCUAACAAUGGAGAUGCAUUCUGAGAACUGCUUUGUGAGGUGAUGUCAUCUGGGUAAACAUCAUAGCGUGUACUUAGAACAAACUUAGAUGGCAUCGCGUACCGCGCACCUAGGCUCUAUGGCAGAGCCUGUGCUCCCGGGUUACACACCACAGCGUGUUACUGAGUACUAUAGGCAGUUGUAACACAGUGCCAAGUGUGUGUGUAUCUAAACACAGAAAACCUACGGUAAAAAUAUGGUAUGAAAGAUAAAAAAUGGCACACCUGUGCCGGGCACUUACCAUCAUUGGAAUGUGCAGGACUGGCAGUUGCGCAAUAACAAAUUAGUUCUUCAGGCCGGGCACGGUGGCUCAAGCCUGUAAUCCCAGCACUUUG